Messenger RNA from Cyprinodon tularosa, 702 nucleotides. It is a transcript of the gene iscua, whose product is annotated as iron-sulfur cluster assembly enzyme. The record is from RefSeq and is a predicted model, not a curated record. Bases 66 to 533 code for a protein of 155 amino acids. Gene Ontology annotation, cellular component: cytoplasm; mitochondrial matrix. Gene Ontology annotation, molecular function: ferrous iron binding; 2 iron, 2 sulfur cluster binding. Gene Ontology annotation, biological process: iron-sulfur cluster assembly; intracellular iron ion homeostasis. Lineage: Eukaryota; Metazoa; Chordata; Actinopteri; Cyprinodontiformes; Cyprinodontidae. The transcript has 5 exons.
AACUCAGACUCAUAUGUUUGUCAACAAAGAGGCCCCCGUUAGUUCACUUCCGUUAGCUGUCGAAGAUGGCGGCGGUCCCUUUUUCUGUAUCUUUGCUGUCAACAUUCAGCAAAAGGUUCUUGCGACCGGAGCUUACUGCUCUUUGCUCUUACCACAAAAAGGUGGUGGACCAUUAUGAAAACCCGAGGAACGUUGGUUCUCUGGAUAAGAACAAGAGGAACGUGGGGACUGGGCUGGUCGGUGCCCCAGCCUGCGGGGAUGUUAUGAAACUUCAGAUCCAGGUGGAUGAAAACGGCAAGAUAGUGGAUGCAAAGUUCAAAACCUUUGGUUGCGGAUCAGCCAUCGCUUCCAGCUCUCUGGCUACAGAGUGGGUGAAGGGGAAGUCGAUUGAUGAAGCCCUCAAGAUUAGGAAUACUGACAUUGCCAAAGAACUCUGCCUUCCUCCUGUCAAGCUCCAUUGUUCUAUGCUUGCAGAAGACGCCAUCAAAGCAGCUCUAUCUGACUACAGACUGAAACAGGAGGAUAAGCAAUAGGAACCUGCCAAAGCCGGUGUUAAUACGCUGCUAUGUACCUGAUUAAAUAUUUGAUCGAUAUCAAACAUCCUCAGCAGAGCUGCAUGACGCUGAGGGACUCUGAGCCUUGUUUGCAGAUAGCAUUAUAAAACCUGUAGCUGCCUCUCGUUCAAGACGAUUCUUCAAUUUU